This is a messenger RNA of Closterium sp. Yama58-4, 219 nucleotides long. The record is from the annotation of a GenBank genome assembly. Lineage: Eukaryota; Viridiplantae; Streptophyta; Zygnematophyceae; Desmidiales; Closteriaceae.
AUGGUGCUGUGCUGGUAUUCGUGGGGAAAAGGGGGGGAGAGGGGGGAAGAGGAGGAGGAGGAGGAGGAGGAGGAGGAGGAGGAGGAGGAGGAGGAGGAGGAGGAGGAGGAGGAGGAGGAGGAGGAGGAGGAGGAGGAGGAGGAGGAGGAGGAGGGGGAGGAGGAGGGGGAGAGCACCGCCAGCACCACGACCACCACGGCGAUGAUGACUGUGGUGUAG